This is a messenger RNA of Solanum pennellii, 2174 nucleotides long. RefSeq lists its product as uncharacterized. The transcript has a single exon. The record is from RefSeq and is a predicted model, not a curated record. The coding region runs from base 393 to 2024 and encodes 543 amino acids. Lineage: Eukaryota; Viridiplantae; Streptophyta; Magnoliopsida; Solanales; Solanaceae.
UAGUUUUUGGAAUUUGCACUUUCUCAUGGCAUAACUUCCGCCAAACGGCAACUAGACUGCAUUAGGAAACGGAAGUUACACGGCUUACCGCGACUUCUCUCAGAAAUACCCCAAGAACUCAUUUGGAAGUAUCGAAUAAAUAGUCGGAAUGCGAUCAUCCGACGUUAGUCGAUAGCUCCACCCCGAUGUUUGUCCGACUCGGGUAACCGUCUAUUUGAAAACAAUUCUAGAAAAGCCUAAGUUAGAGCGAAACCAAAACCAAAAUUAGGUAUCAGCCUAGGACGACUUAAUACCCAAGGCGUAUUAAGUCCAUUUUAGUAGAAAACCGCCAAAGAAUCGCGUCUAAGGUCCUCGACCUCACGACGCAUCAUAUUAUGUGACAUUCGAAAUGUAUGUGUGAAAAAACCAACUUGGGGGUAGGGGAAAGUCUAACAGGUUUCUGUUUUGCAGAUAUGGACCGCUUCCCAAAAUUCAACAUGGUCAUCUCCGCGCCACCCCAACUUACUAUGUGGCACAACGACUUAGACGGAGAUCAUAAGCGAACUCUCAACAAAUUUGUAGGGGCCUUGACCGAGCUAAUCAACAUGGAUGGUUGGCCAGAGUUGAUCGAGGUUCUUACAGGGUACUGGGACAACCAAAGAAUGGUCUUCCGUUUCGGAACGGCCGAAAUCACCCCUACAUUAGAAGAAAUAAGAGAUUGCAUAGACACCGUGGGCAUGGGUCUAGAAAGAAGAGCCCGAAAGCAAGAGGACGUGUUUAUCCCCAACAAACCUUCCGUUGAGAACAUCUCGGAUUGGUUAGGGCUAAGAAAGGAUUUCACCUAUUGGUGUCAAGACUCCCACAUAAUGUUCAGGGACUUGUACGUCAGAUUUGGACACGCGAGUUUCUAUGCCGCGUAUAAUCGGGAAUUUAGAAUUUCCUACAGGGAGUGGAACGAGCUCCGCCCGUUGGCGUUUGCCAUAGCCUUGUUGGGAACAAUGGUCUUCCCGCACGGCCCGAGCCUGAGCAUCAACACCAGAGUUAUAACACUCGUCCAGACGCUGUUCAAAGGGUACGAGAAUCAAGGAACGACGAAGUACUACUCCGUAGCUCCGGUCAUAUUGUCGGACAUAUAUCGCGCUUUGGGCAAGUGCAAAGAGGGACAUCGGUACUUUCAAGGGUGUAAUCUGCUCCUCCAAUGGUGGAUUCUCAGUCACCUGGCGAAGGGUGCUGGAACUCGAGAAUUGCACACUCUCGACAACAAGAACACUCUCAAAGACCUGAACGACUUACUAUUCUGGGCCAACAUGAACAAUUGGAGAACGAGAGGAAGAUGGGCCCAGAUUUUCUCCGAGUUGAGAGAAGAGGACCUCCAAUGGAUGCUCGACCGCUUCAUAUCCAAGGAAGUUGUCGUGGAGGGUCGUAGAUGUGUCGUGCUCCCUCUACCCGGCAUUCGAGGAAUUCGCCCUUACGCGCCAUUCCGAGUCUUGCGACAGUUCGGAAGAAAGCAGACUGUGCCCAGAGAAGCGUAUUAUGGCGCUUAUGUGUACGACAUCGGGGACGACAGAGUGGACGACGCCACAGAGAUGCUCAGAGAAUGGAAGAAUGCCAAGCGCAUGGGCAAAGACAGUAUCGCCACUGACCGAUUCAACGCUGGAUACGAUGAAGGUUACAAAGCAUGGUUGAAAAGAGAUAUACAAAAUAUCUCCUUUCAAAUCCCUCGUAGCUUCCGCAGUGUGACAGACAAGGAGGCCAAAGCAGUGGCCGAAUUGCGAGAGUUAAAGGAGGAGGCUAAUGAGGUCUAUGCCAAAUUCGUAGAGAAUCAAGACGCACUCGAGAGGGCAACUCGAGAGAUCGAGAGACUGAAGCAAGGGUAUGAAGAGUUCGACAACUGGAUCCAGCAUAAAAUCGAGAGGAUGCGAUACGAGAGCCUGGAAGACAAAGGGCGUCUGGGUGAAGGCUUUCUGUUGAUGCUGAGGUACAUGUUCCAACAGCACAAAAACCAUAAAAACGACGACGGAGCAGGACCAUCCGGAGCAGCAUAGUGGACAUCGCCCAUGCGCGGCUUUUUCUUUGUUUGUACUCGCAUUAUUUUAGCCCCUGCGUGGGCCUGAUAUUAUCGCACUUUCUAAAUAGCCCCUGCGUGGGUUUGUCUAUUUCCCUUUUCGAACAUUUUACUCAUUGUUAAAUAUUAU